Molecule: messenger RNA, 231 nt
Organism: Plenodomus lingam JN3
Lineage: Eukaryota; Fungi; Ascomycota; Dothideomycetes; Pleosporales; Leptosphaeriaceae
Source: RefSeq, a predicted model, not a curated record
AUGUCAUGUUUGUCCGAGGAAUUGAGACGUUUCUUUGUUGUUUCAAGGUUUUACCUAGCUACGCCGUACCCGAGCUUGAAAUGGGCUCUUUCUUUUGCCCGCCGCACCACAUACGGUACCGCACUCGUCACGGGUCUGCGUCUGUCUGAAUCGCCAAUUCUGCACACAUGUUUCUUGUAUCGUGCUUGCAGCCACCCCAUGCCCGAUUGUGGCGGCUAUGCUUCCUCUUAG